CUGGGGUGUGUGUUCUGUCCCAGCCCUCCAUCCGCCCUGGUGCUUUGGGCUGGGGACCCCUAGGGUCCAGGGCAGUGGUGUUGCCACGGUUUCCUGGUCCCAGCAGGCCAUUGGUGGGCCUGCAAGGAGGGGUCCAUGAGGAGGGCAGGCACCCAGGUCUGGGGAGGUUCUGAGGAUGGGGGGUGCAGCUAGGCACGAUGGCUUCCUCCAGGACACCCCUCCACGCAACUCCAGGCCCUGGCUCUGCUUGGCCUGCAGGAGAGGAAGUCGCAAGAGGUGGCCGGGCUUCCACGGCCAGCUAGGACUUAGGGCUCGAAGCAGGGAAGUGUGCGGGAGUCUGCAUGUUUGGGUGUUGGAAUGUGGGUGGUGCUGCAGAAGUCUUUGCUGGGUGACUGUGUGCGUGUGUAAGGAGCUGGUCUCAGCGUGUCUGUGCGGGUUGUGUCAGUGUGUGUCUGUGUGUGCAAGCCCAGAUGUGCUUGUGUAGGGUAUGUGCACGUGGACUGGGUGGUGCAUGCGCAAGCGUGCGUCUCUGCUGGUGGCAGUUGGGCUAGGGCAGCCCCUGGCCUGAAUCGGGGUGUGCACCUCGAGCCUCGAGGGGUGGGGUUUGGGAAGAGGGGCCAGAAGGAGGAUGAGGAAGGGCUUCAGGGGGCCUGCCAGCCUCCGGCUCCUCCCUAGCGCCCUUUCCCAGGCCCUGAGGAUGCCUGGUCCAGCUGCCUCCCCUCCCUGGGUGGCUCCAAGGAGGCGCCCCCUGUGGAAUGUGUUUGGUGGCCGAGGGCCAGGCUGGGCAGUGGCAAGGGGAGCCCAGUGUGCUGCAGGCCCACGGCCCAGCUUUGCGCUCUGCUUUCUCCCUGGCCAGGGGACUCCCACACAGAUCAUGCUGUUGCCUCCUGACCAAGCUGGCCCUGCCAGGUGACCAUGCCCACCCUUGGCCCAGUGAUUCUGCAGGCGCUUUGGGCUGGGUGGGUCCUCAGCCUCCAGCACCCCCAGCCAGCUGCGUUCACUGCCAAUGGCACGCAUCUGCAGCACGUGGUGCGGGACCCCACCUCAGGCACCCUCUACCUUGGGGCCACCAACUUCCUGUUCCAGCUGAGCCCGGGGCUGCAGCUGGAGGCCACUGUGGCCACUGGCCCUGUGCUCGAUAGCAGAGACUGCCUGCCCCCUGUGGUGCCUGACGAGUGUCCCCACGCUCAGCCCACCGACAACCCGAACCAGCUGCUCCUGACCGCCUUCUCCUAUGAGGAGACGGCCAAGCUGGCGGUGGGCCGCCUCUCCGAGUACAGCCACCACUUCGUGAGCGCCUUCCGGCGCGGCGCCAGCGCCUACUUCCUGUUCCUGCGGCGGGACCUGCGGGCGCCGUCCCGGGCCUUCCGGGCCUACGUGUCCCGCGUGUGCCUCCGGGACCAGCACUACUAUUCCUACGUGGAAGUGCCGCUGGCCUGCCGGGAAGCCCACUACAGGCUGGUCCAGGCCGCGACCGUGGCCCUGCCUCGGGAGGGGCCCCAGGGGCAGGUGCUCUUCGUGGCCUUCUCCGUGGCUGCUCCCCCCGUGGUGGGCCGGCCCCCGGCGGCAGCUGCCGGGCCAUCAGGGGCCUCCGCGCUCUGUGCCUUCCCCCUGGACGAGGUGGACCGCCUCGCGAACCACACUCGUGACGCCUGCUACACCCGGGGCGGCCGCGCCGAGGAUGGGCAGGAAGUGGCCUACAUCGAGUAUGAUGUCAGCUCCAGCUGUGCACAGUUGCCCGUGGACACCGUGGAUGCUUAUCCCUGUGGCUCAGACCACACUCCGAGCCCCAUGGCCAGCCAGGUUCCCCUGGAAGCUAUGCCGGUCCUGGAGUGGCCAGGGGUUCAGCUAACAGCUGUGGCGGUAGCCGUGGAGGAUGGCCACACCAUCGCGUUCCUGGGUGACAGUGAAGGGCACCUGCACAAGGUGUACCUGGGCCCCGGGAGCGAUGGCCACCCGUACUCCACACAGAGCAUCUGGCAGGGGUCUGCAGUGAGCAGAGACCUCCUCUUUGACGGGCCCUUGGAGCACCUGUACGUCCUGACCCAGCACACGCUCCUCAAGGUUCCCGUGGCCUCCUGUGCCCAGCACCUGGACUGCGUAUCUUGCCUUGCUCACAGGGACCCGCACUGUGGGUGGUGUGUGCUUCUAGGCAGGUGUGGUCGCCGUUCCGAGUGCUCGCGGGGCCGGGGCCCAGAGCCGUGGCUGUGGAGCUUCCAGCCGGGGCCAGGCUGUCCACAGGUGGUGGCUCUGAGCCCUGCCAGCAUCAGCCGAGAGGAGAGGAGAGAGCUGUUCCUGGCUGUGCCUGGCCUGCCACCCCUGUGGCCCGGGGAGUCGUAUUCCUGCCACUUCGGGGAGCACCGGAGUCCUGCCCUGCUGACCGGCUCUGGCGUGACGUGCGCCUCCCCAGGCCCUAUGGAGGCCCCACCACUGCCAAAAGGAGUCGACCACCUCUCCGUGGGCGUGGAGCUCAGGUUCGGUGCUGUGAGCAUCGCCAAAGCCUCCCUCCUCGUCUAUGACUGUGUGGCCGUCCCUGAGCUCCACCCGACCGCUCGGUGCCAGGCCUGCGUGAGCAGCCGCUGGGGGUGUAAGUGGUGCGUCUGGCAGCACGUGUGCACGCACAAGGCCUCGUGUGAUGUCGGGCCCAUGGUGGCUAGCCAACAGAGUCCGCUUCUCUCCCCAGACCCUUCUGCAGAGGAUGUGCCCAGCCCCUCCCCACCUGCAGCCCCCGAGGCCACGGGCACCCCGGCUCCUGACACCCCUCCCGAGGAGCCCGGGGCUCCAGCUACAGCCACGGCCACAGCCACACGUAUCCCUGCUGCAGCCAGGCCCUCCCUCCUCGGCCACCUCCCCGCCCCGGCCUCCACAGAGCCCCCUCUGCAUGAGGGGCCGCCCCCUCCCAGCACCCCCAGACCCGGAACUGCUGUCCGGCCCACUGGGCUCGGGCCCACGGCCCAGGACCCCUUGGCCUCCCACUCAGCACCCUCAGGUGCAGCAGCGGGGACCCCUGCAGACCCCGGUGCCAAGGCGCGCCCCACUGCAGCACCCACAGACCGGCCCCCCAGCACUGCUCCCACCACGGCCUUCCCAGGGGCUGCGGGCUCCACGAAGCCUGCUCUGACCUGGUCUGAGAGAGGAGGCGGCGAGCUACCCGAGGCCGACCCGUGGACAGGGGGUGACACGCCCGCCUUCUCCACUCCCACCCUCCUCUCAGGUGACGGAGACUCAGCCGAGCACGACGGCCCCCCUGCCCCUGUCAUCCUCCCGUCCAGCCUCGACUACCAGUACGACAGCCCGGGGCUCUGGGAGCUGGGAGAGGUGGGCUGCGGGGCCAGCACCUGCCCUUGCGUGGAGAGCGUCCAGGGCUCUGAGCUGAUUCCCGUCCUCGUGGCCCGGGAGGUCCGGCUGCUGGGCAGGAACCUGCGCCUCUUCCAGGACAGCCCAGGAGACAGUGAGUGUGUGAUGGAGCUGGAGGACCGCGAGGUGGUGCUGGAGGCCCGGGUAGAGUGUGAGCUGCCCCCAGGGGACCGGUGCCACGUCACCUGCCAGCAGCACCAGCUCAGCUACGAGGCUCUGCAGCCGGAGCUCCGUGUGGGGCUGUUUCUGCGCUGGGCUGGCAGUCUGCGCGUGGACGGCGCUGAUGGGCUGCAUGUUGUGCUGUAUGACUGUUCCGUGGGACACCAGGACUGCAGCCGCUGCCAGACCGCCACGCCCCAGUAUGACUGUGUAUGGUGCAUGGGGGUGCACCCAAGCUGCAUGGCCCGGAAGGCCUGUGGGAGGCCCGGGGCCGUGGCCACCCAGUGCCCUGCGCCCCUUAUCCUCUCGGUGGAGCCACUGACUGGGCACAUACAUGGAGGCACCCGGGUCACCAUCAGGGGCUCUGACCUGGGCCAACACGUGCAGGACAUACGGGACAUGGUCACGGUGGCUGGAGUGCCCUGUGCGGUGGACACUCAGGAGUACCAGGUCUCCAGCAGACUUGUGUGCAUCACCACCAACGCUGGCAAGGAGGUGGCAGGCGCCGUGACAGUGGAGGUGCCCGGAAGGGGACGUGGUGUCUCAGAGCAUCUCUUUGCCUACCAGGACCCGAAGGUGCACUCCAUCAGCCCAGCCCGCGGCCCCAGGGCUGGCGGCACCCGCCUCACCUUGUACGGCUCCAGCCUGCUGACCGGGCGGCUGGAGGACAUCCGAGUGGUUGUUGGAGACCAGCCUUGCUGCCUGCUGCCAGAGCCGCGGGCCGAGCGGCUGCAGUGUGAGACAGGCCCACAGCACACACCUGCUGUGCUCCCGGUGGCCGUGUGGUUUGGGGCCAUUGAGCAGAGGCUGCAUAGCCAGUUCCAGUACACAGCUGACCCCAACAUCACCUCUGCUGGCCCCGCCAAGAGCUUCGUCAGCGGAGGACGUGUGGUCCGGAUCCGUGGUCAGAACCUGGAUGUGGUACAGACGCCAAGGAUGCGAGUGGCUGUGCGGGCGCUGCAGCCCAGCGAGGGCCAGGAGCAGAGGCACCGCGUCGAGCCGGAGGCAGCCUGCUCCCUCGGCGCCUGCAGUGGGGGUCGUCACUUCGAGGAGCCGUGCCUAGUCGCCUCCUCCCGGCUGAUCACGUGCCCCACGCCCGCUCUCCCGGGCUUGCCCACAGACCCCUGGGUCCGGGUGGAAUUUAUCCUUGACAACCUGGUCUUCGACUUUACAACGCUGAGCCCCACGCCCUUCUCCUAUGAGGCCGACCCCACCCUGCAGCCCCUCAACCCCGAGGACCCCACCAGGCCGUUCCGGCACAAGCCUGGGAGCGUGCUGUCCGUGGAGGGGGACAACCUGGACCUUGCAAUGUCCAAGGAGGAGGUGCUGGCCAUGAUCGGGGACGGCCCCUGUGUGGUGAAGACCCUCACCCGGCACCACCUGUACUGCGAGCCGCCCGAGGAGCAGCCCCUGGCGCAGCACCACCCCCUGCAGGGGGCACCCGACCCUCUGCCCGAGUUCACGGUGGACAUGGGGAACCUGCACUUCUCCCUGGGCCGCGUGCAGUAUGACAGCGAGGGCCCCGUGGCUUUCCCCGUGGCAGCCCAGGUGGGCUUGGGGGUGGGCGCCUCUCUCCUGGCUCUGGGUGUCAGCGUCAUCGUCCUCAUGUACAGGAGGAAGAGCAAGCAGGCCCUGCGGGACUAUAAGAAGGUCCAGAUCCAGCUGGAGAACUUGGAGAGCAGCGUGCGGGACCGCUGCAAGAAGGAGUUCACAGACCUCAUGACCGAGAUGACCGACCUCACCAGUGACCUGCUGGGCAGCGGCAUCCCCUUCCACGACUAUAAGGUGUAUGCCGAGAGGGUCUUCUUCCCGGGGCACCGGGAGUCGCCCCUGCACCGGGACCUGGGUGUGCCCGAGAGCCGGCGGCCCACCGUGGAGCACGGGCUGGGGCAGCUGUCCCACCUGCUCAAUAGCAAGCUGUUCCUCACCAAGCUCAUCCACACCCUGGAGAGCCAGCGCACCUUCUCGGCCCGGGACCGUGCCUACGUGGCUUCUCUGCUCACCGUGGCGCUGCACGGGAAGCUGGAGUACCUCACCGACAUCCUGCGCACACUGCUCACUGACCUGGUGGCCCAGUGCGUGGCCAGGAACCCCAAGCUAAUGCUGCGCAGGACAGAGACCGUGGUGGAGAAGCUGCUCACCAACUGGAUGUCCAUCUGCCUAUACACUUUCGUCAGGGAUGCAGUUGGGGAGCCUCUGUACAUGCUCUUCCGUGGGAUUAAGCAUCAGGUGGACAAGGGCCCGGUGGACAGUGUGACGGGCAAAGCCAAGUACACCCUCAACGACAACCGCCUGCUCAGAGAGGAUGUGGAGUACCGUCCCCUGACCUUGAACGCACUGCUGGCUGUGGGGCCAGGGGCAGGAGAGGCCCCGGGAGUGUCUGUGAAGGUCCUAGACUGUGACACCAUCUCCCAGGCCAAGGAGAAGAUGUUGGAACAACUUUACAAAGGCGUGCCUCUCACCCAGCGGCCAGAUGCCCGCACUCUGGAUGUCGAGUGGCGGUCUGGGGUGGCUGGGCAUCUCGUUCUUUCUGACGAGGAUGUGACUUCCGAGGUCCAGGGUCUGUGGAGGCGCCUGAACACUCUGCAGCAUUACAAGGUGCCAGAUGGAGCGACGGUGGCCCUGGUCCCCUGCCUCACCAAGCAUGUCCUCCGGGAAAGCCAGGACUAUGUCCCCGGAGAGAGCACCCCAAUGCUGGAGGAUGUGGAUGAAGGGGGCAUCCGGCCCUGGCACCUGGUGAAGCCAAGCGAGGAGCCGGAAGCCCGGCCUCGGAGGGGCAGCCUGCGCGGCGGGGAGCGUGAGCGGGCCAAGGCCAUCCCCGAGAUCUACCUGACCCGCCUGCUGUCCAUGAAGGGCACCCUGCAGAAGUUCGUGGACGACUUGUUCCAGGUGACCCUCUGCACCGGCCGCCCUGUGCCGCUGGCCGUGAAGUACUUUUUUGACCUGCUGGAUGAGCAGGCCCAGCAGCACGGCAUUGCCGACCAGGACACUGUGCACAUCUGGAAGACCAACAGCUUGCCGUUAAGGUUCUGGAUCAAUAUAAUCAAAAACCCGCAGCUUGUGUUCGAUGUGCAGACGUCAGACAGCGUGGACGCGGUGCUCCUGGUCAUCGCGCAGACCUUCGUGGACGCCUGCACCCUGGCGGACCACAAGCUGGGCCGUGACUCCCCCAUCAAUAAGCUGCUGUAUGCACGUGAUAUUCCCCGAUACAAACAGAUGGUGGAAAGGUACUACGCAGACAUCAGACAGGCCGUCCCCACCAGUGACCAGGAGAUGAACUCUGUCCUGGCCGAGCUGUCCCGGAACCACUCCGGAGGCCUCGGGGCGGGAGUGGCCCUGCACGAGCUCUACAAGUACAUCAACAGAUACUACGACCAGAUCAUCACAGCCCUGGAGGAGGACGGCACGGCCCAGAAGAUGCAGCUGGGCUACCGGCUCCAGCAGAUCGCAGCCGCCGUGGAGAACAAGGUCACGGACCUGUAGGGACUGCGCGGGCCCUGCCUGGGCAGCCUCAGAGCCGUGAGGGGCGCGCCGCCCAGUGCCUGAGGAGCAGCAGGUGGGGGUGCCCCAGCCGCUGGUGCCUCUGGCCGGGGCCUUGGGCACCUGCCCUGCAGGUGGGCCCAAGGCUGCCUGUGGUCACUGCCCAGCUGGCCCCAGCCCAGUGACCCGAGGGCUGUCUUCUGUGGCCUCAGUCUGCAGAGGGGCUGCCGCGCGCUUCCAGGAGGCCGCACUGUCCCUGGCCUUCACCCGCCAGCCUGUGAGGGAGAGCCCGUGCUCCCCGCCUCUUCUGGCACCCCCACCUCGUUUAGCUGCCUCGGCCUUGAUGCUGCUGCGUAUUCGAGGCCACUGCAGGCUGCCCUCAGCAGGGCCUGCUGCCUCAAGGGCAGCUAGUGGGAGGGUGUCUGCUGCAGGAGUCCAUGGAGGGUGGUGGCUGUGACCGAGCUCUUCAUUAAACAGUGACAUGUGGCGUGA
Manis pentadactyla (Chinese pangolin) is the source of this 7488-nucleotide messenger RNA. RefSeq names its product plexin B1 (gene PLXNB1). The record is from RefSeq and is a predicted model, not a curated record. Gene Ontology annotation, biological process: positive regulation of axonogenesis; regulation of cell migration; semaphorin-plexin signaling pathway involved in axon guidance. The coding region runs from base 916 to 6999 and encodes 2027 amino acids. Gene Ontology annotation, cellular component: semaphorin receptor complex. Gene Ontology annotation, molecular function: semaphorin receptor activity; protein binding. The transcript is spliced from 38 exons. NCBI's taxonomy places the organism in Eukaryota, Metazoa, Chordata, Mammalia, Pholidota, Manidae.